Lepidothrix coronata (blue-crowned manakin) is the source of this 2023-nucleotide messenger RNA. It is a transcript of the gene THUMPD2, whose product is annotated as THUMP domain containing 2. The record is from RefSeq and is a predicted model, not a curated record. NCBI's taxonomy places the organism in Eukaryota, Metazoa, Chordata, Aves, Passeriformes, Pipridae. Gene Ontology annotation, molecular function: RNA binding; tRNA (guanine) methyltransferase activity. Gene Ontology annotation, biological process: tRNA methylation.
GCAGGGCGCGUCGAGAUGUCGCCGUGUGGGCUCGGGCGGUACUUCUGCACGGCGGGCCGCGGGCUCGAGCCCUUCCUCGCGCGGGAGGUGCGGGCGCGGCUCGGCGCCACGGAGGUGGACUGCGUCUCGGGAAAGGUGUUUUUCAGCGCGGCCGCGGGACCGGGCGAGCUGAGGAAGCUGCGGUCGGGGGAGCGGCUGUUCCUGCUGCUGAAGAAGCACAGCCCGCUGGCAGUGUCUGGGAACAAAGGGAAAAUGCUACAUGAGAUUAAAAGCCUUGUAAUUGAGGAACCGAAAUAUUGGUUGGAUAUUAUCUCUGUUUGGAGAAACCUUCAUGGAUAUGAGGGGAAAAAAGGUGAUGUCGCUCGAGAAAACCCAUUGGCUCUGAAGAGAAAGUCAGAAGAAGAGACAAAUAGUGCAAGUAAACAAGAGAGAGACGUUGUGUCUGAGGAAUGUCAGGUGGAAGCUGGAGAGAGGUGUGUGGUGCCAGAGAGAAUCAGUGAUCAGGAGUGUCGGACUGAGAGCAGCGCUUCCUCAGAAGACCCUUCCAAAGACAGUGGAGAGAAUUGUACUGCAAAUGAACAGCUUCGCUUCAGUUUCAGAGUGUCUUGUCGUUGCAGUGGAGCAAUUGCCAAAAUACUGACUUCACAGGAGAUCGGAAGAGCCAUUGGCAUAGCACUCAUGAAGCAGUGUGGGUGGCGUGCUGAUCUGCGGGACCCUGACCUUGAGAUCUUUGUACAUCUUAAUGACAUUCACUCUGUGGUGGGGAUUCCUCUUUUCAGGCUUCCAUUGGCAAACAGAGAGUAUAUCAAAACAGCAGGACUGCGCUCAACAGUUGCAUGGGCCAUGGCAUCUCUGGCCGAAAUCCGUGCUGGUGCCUUUGUGCUGGAUCCCAUGUGCGGGCUAGGAACGAUACUGCUGGAGGCUGCCAAAGAGUGGCCUGAAGCCUGUUACUGGGGUGCUGAUAUAAGUGAUUCACAGUUAGAGGGUGCAGAUGUGAAUAUUAGAACUGCAGGCUUAAUGGAUAAGAUUGAGUUGCUUAAAGCUUCGGUGAAAGCCCUGCCGUUGCCUUCAGAAAGCUUUGACGCUGUGAUUUCGGAUAUUCCAUUUGGGAAGAAGUUCAAGAUCACGAAUGAUGCCCAGCUCCUACCGGAUAUUCUCCAGGAAAUGGAGAGAGUGCUCCGUGUUGGAGGGACUAUUGUAUUGCUGCUGAGCCAAGAUCUCCGAAAGCGCAUGGAUGGCUUGACCACGUGUGCUGGAAGUGACUCUCCUGAGGCCACUGCUGAUGGCACCAGUGAAACAGCCACUGCAAAAGCCCCAAGUGUUGAUGAGAAUCCUUCCUCUGUGGCAGAUGGUGUUGGAGAAUCCUUUCUCAGCAGCAGACAGACACAUUUUGGGUCUCUGGUGCCGGAUGGUGUCUACGGGGUUAGUCUUGGGAAGACAGAGGCUUUCAUAUACAAAUACAGGAAGAUCUCUGCUGCCAGGAAUCGGUAGCUUUCUGGCACUGUGCUGAAGGAACUUGAAUCCUGAGACACUUCAGAAGCAGCUUGGCAUGACCAGUGGAACCCUUCUGAUGCAAACGAAUCCCGUGCCAUUUCUUAGCUCGCCUCACAUUCUUUGGAUGUCCUAAGGCACUGCUUCUCUCUGGUUUUUAGGAGAGAUGGAAGGUGCCUACCAGAGUUUCAACUGGUUUCCCUGUAUUGUGCACAGUGAAACAGUAUAUGGUAUAUUGUAAUAAGCCAAAGUCCUCAAAUCCUUGUUAAGGCAAAGCUGCUCAUUAAUGGGAGGAGUUUCUAUGGGAGAGAAAGUAUUUAGUGAACUGCAAACCCAAAUGUGGUAGCAUUAAAUGUAAAUGGAUGUUCACCUUCAGCAGUGUUUAUCAAGAAGCACAUCUUGUCUGAAGAAGUCUCCAUCUCUUUUUGAGGGGUAGACGUAUGCUUUACCUGGCAGUCUUUUAUUUUAAAGCUUGUUUCUGGUAAGUUUGUGAGAUCUCUUGGAGUGGAAAAUAAACUAUUUUAUGUAUUAA